CAGCAUGAAGUCUCAGCAGAAAUGCAUAGUGAUCUUUGCCCUGGUGUGCUGCUUCGCCGUGCUGGUGGCCCUGAUAUUCUCAGCGGUGGACGUGUGGGGAGAAGACGAGGACGGCAUCACCGAGGAGAACUGUAGCAAGACCUGCCGAAUGAUUAUUGUGGAGAAUAUUCCAGAAGAUGUAUCUCUGCCUCACAAUGGAACCACCUCGCUCACCACUGGACUACACAGCCUGUUGGACCUUGCACGGCGAUACGUGGAGAUCGUUUCACCCCACUGGACACUGAACUCCACUGACCACGAGGCCAGAAUCCCUACAGCAAAGCAGGGCCGGUUAUUACUCCUUAGAUUGAUGAACCUCAAGUCCCAAAAAGUCAAUCUGAAAGUGGUCAGUGGUUUGACAGAGUCCAAAGAGCUUAAGAUCCUUUCUCGUCAUGGUGCAGAUAUUCAUUACAUAAAUACGACAAUCCUGAUCAAUGGCCAGAUGCUCUCAUCCUUCUGGGUGGUGGACAACAAGCACGUGUACAUCGGAAGUGCCGGCAUGGACUGGAGAGCGCUGUCUACGUUGAAGGAGUUGGGCGUCAUUCUCUAUGACUGCAGCUGCCUGGCUCUGGAUCUGCGCAGGCUGUUUAGCCUCUAUCGGCAGCUACAGUACAAAGACUUCAUUCCCUCCAUCUGGUCCAAAAGGGUCUACGGACUAUACAACAAGAAAAGACCCCUCCAACUCGUUCUGAAUGACAUGAAUGCAGAGGGCUACCCAUCUAAUUCUCCAGAUGACUUCUGUCCCAAAGACCGAGUCCGGGACAUUGAUGCCAUCUUUAAUGUGAUUGAGGAUGCAAAUAAGUUCAUCUACAUCUCAGUCACUGACUACCUGCCUCUCGUCGGCAAUGGGCUGAACAGAUACUGGUCGGCGAUUGACGGGAAGCUACGUGAAGCUUUGCUACUGAGGAACAUCAAAGUGCGUCUGCUUGUGAGCUGCUGGGAGCAGACGCACCCCCUGACUUUUAAUUUCAUGUGGUCUCUGAAGAGCCUGUGCAUGGACAUGGCCAACUGCUCUCUGGAGGCGAAGUUCUUCAGUCCUCGGGAACAGCUAGAUGGCAUGAUCGAGGGAAUCAACCACAACAGAUAUAUGGUCACGGAUAAUGCUCUAUACAUAGGGAAUUUUGGCUGGGUGGGAAAUGAGUUUGUGUACAAUGCCGGCGCCGGGCUGGUGAUCUCCCAGGAGAAGAAGGAUCCGGAGGACCAAAACAUCACCAUGGUGCAGCAGAUGAGUGCAGUGUUUGAAAGAGACUGGAACUCUCGCUACGCUAAAACUCUGCAGCUCAACAAGAUCCCCGUCUGCAACAAGCACACAGUCCUUCCUCAGUCACUCAAGGCAUGGGACGAGAGCGUUGACAACACAGACAACCCAAAUGCCUCUUUGUGAGUAGAGACCAGCAGGGCGAGAGGAAUGUAUACGGAUACAACUUUUUAACCUGUAAAUGUUGCACAGACUCUUUUAUCAGUGCCACUUCUGACACAUGCUGCUUACAUUGUGCACUUUUAAGUGGGAAGAAUUAACAGUCUUCUAUAGACCCUUUCAAUCUGUUCCUAGAGAGUUUCCGGUUUAAACGUUCAAAACCAACGCAGACUUUAGACUUUAGCGUAAUGCAACUUUAAAAAAAUGUAAACUUUAAAACUUUUUUUUGUCACCAAGUAACAGUAAGCUCAAUUUUUUUGUGUGUGACACCGGAAAUGCCUUAGGAACACACAUGUAUGUUUCUGCAGCUGAAAGGGUCUAUUAGCUGCAGUGUUUUAUUGCACAGUUUUUUUUAUUUUAUUUCUAUUUUCGACCAAAGCCUGCCUUUCUGUUUCAACCAGGGGGAUCAGCACGUGUUUGUAUUAUACAGUUUGUCUGGACACUAUAUGGGUCAAGCCAUGGCCACACAGGGGGC
Messenger RNA from Sardina pilchardus (European sardine), 1931 nucleotides. RefSeq names its product inactive phospholipase D5-like. Bases 5 to 1423 code for a protein of 472 amino acids. The transcript has 10 exons. The record is from RefSeq and is a predicted model, not a curated record. Gene Ontology annotation, molecular function: catalytic activity. Lineage: Eukaryota; Metazoa; Chordata; Actinopteri; Clupeiformes; Clupeidae.